AUGGCGCGCACCACCCGCGGCGCAAAGUCGCCAGUCCAGCAGUCAAUCUCACAAACAUCAUCCUCACCAUCAUCACAAAUACAAUCACAGUCAGAAGCGGAGCCGCCGCCACCGCUCACGUACGAGGUCCUCACCAGCGACGACGCCAAGCGCGACGCGCUGCAGCUCGUCGCCGACAGCAUCGCGCAGCAGCGGCAGGUCGCGUCCCUGGCCGUCAUCUUCCACCCGGCGUGCUUCGUCGCCGUCGUCGUCGCCUGCACGCUCGCCUGGCGGCACAAUGCCGCGCGCGACGUCGGCACCGCCAUGACGGCCUGCUCGGGCCUCGUCAUCGCCUUCCUCGCCGCCGUGCGCCUCCUCACCUCGCGCUACGUCAAUAUCGCCGAGGCGUUUCGCUGGCGCGACUUCAUCGCACCCCCAGCGCCGGGCCGGGCGGAGGACCUCGUGCUGGGCGCGCGCUUCGGCGAGGAGCUCAUCGGCGCGCUGGUUCUGCGGCUGGUGCCUCCCGCUGACGGCGACGAGGGAGGUCGUCAGGCCGACCCGUCGUCGUCGUCUACUCCCUCGACGCGGAGCAAGAGGAAGAGUGCGAAGAACAAGAAGCUGCAGCAGGGGGAGAAGGGUGGCGCGCCGCAAGCUGGCGGCGGCGGCAGCGGCGGCUUGGUGCGCGCGUGGACGACCAAGCUGCGGUACCGCGGGCGCGGCAUCGGCGGCGACCUGCUGCGCUUCGCCGUGGUGACGACGCGCAGCGCCUGCGACGACGACAGCGCGACCGUGUCCUUUGACCCCGCGCACGCCAACAGCGCGCUGCCGCUGCCCUCCAUGUUCAACCGGCCGUUCCGCACCCGCGACGACAAGGCGCGCCGGGCGCUGGCGCACGCGCUCCGCGACUGCGACUCUGGCGACAGCAGCGCCUUUGCGUUUCGGUAG
Molecule: messenger RNA, 924 nt
Organism: Purpureocillium lilacinum
Lineage: Eukaryota; Fungi; Ascomycota; Sordariomycetes; Hypocreales; Ophiocordycipitaceae
Source: RefSeq, a predicted model, not a curated record